AAACAAUUUGUUUUUUUUUUACAAUAAAGAAAUUAUAAUUUUGUGUUUGAUAAAUUAUCUAAAUUGUCAAAUUUAUUUAAACUAUAAAUAAAACGUAGCUAUUAAAAUGAAACAACAAACAGAAAAACAACGUCAAAGAGCUCAAAGAAAAUUAAAAAAAAUAGUUGCUUUGGUGGAAGCAACAAGAUUAAACGACAAAGAUCGAAAGGCUAAAGCUGAAUCUACAAUAAAUAAUCAAAAAAGCACUGAAAUGUCAUCACCAUUGAGUCCAAGUAGAAAACGUCCUUGUGUCAAUCCCCAAGAAGAUACAAAGCCAACUUCACCAGUUGUUGAUGUAACACCAGAAGCUAAUGGAGAAACGUCAAAUGAUUUAGCAAAUAAAAAACCACGUUUAUCUGGUGAUGAAUAUUUACAAUUGAAACAAGAGUUACGUGAAAGAAAAAAAAUAUUAACAUCUAUACCAAGAUUACGUUUAAGAGCUGUUGGUGAUAAUGCCAGUUUGUGUAUUGAUGCUAAAUCAAGAAUACCAAUAUUUUUAAAUGACAUACAACAUUUGUUGAUGUAUUCAUUGCUGGGACAUCAUUCACCACACUCACCAGAACGUUGGUGUCAUCUUGAAAAAUUUAACAAGGUCAGUCAUACUGUUGUUUUGAUAGUUGAAGGUUUAUCAUUGUUUCACUUUAGUAAUAAUGAAUCAAUAUUUACAAAUAUCAAUAAAAAUAUGGAACAUCGUAUGGAAAUUGUAACACCAGCAACAUAUGGUGGUUCAAUUGUUGAAGAUUUAGCUGCUGUACCAUUGACUGGAACAGAAAAAAAUAAAUUAAUUAAAAAAUUUGGCUCAUUAGAAGCAGCUAUGAAAAGUACUGGUGAUUUGGUUAAAUUAUUAAAAAUUGUAUUUCCAAUGAAACCACAAACAACACAAGAUGGUCAACUUAUUGACAGAAUUUCUAUUUUAUCUGAUUUACCAAAAAGUGAUAAAUUUUCAAGAACACAAUUGCUACUUUCACCAGAGCAACUUGUUGAACUUAAUUAUCCAUUGCCAUUACAAGGUGGUCUUGCUGAAAAAUAUAAAGAUUAUGUAUUAACCAAAGAUGAGUAUCUUGAAGCAACACCAAAAUCACCAAUGUUUGGCUUGGAUUGUGAAAUGUGUAGAACAACAUUGGGCAUACCUGAAUUAACAAGAAUAUCAAUUGUUGAUGAAAAUUUAAAUCUUUUUUAUGAAUCAUUUGUUAAACCUGAUAAUAAAAUUACUGAUUAUUUAACAAGAUUUAGUGGUAUUACACCAGCAUUACUUAAAAAUGUAACAACACGAUUGUCAGAUGUACAAAAUGAAUUACGUAAAAUAUUACCAGCUGAUGCAAUUCUCGUUGGACAAAGUUUAAAUUUCGAUUUACAAUCAUUAAAAAUGAUGCAUCCAUAUAUCAUUGAUACAUCAAUUAUAUUUAAUAUAACUGGUAAACGUCUUAUUAAAUCAAAACUUAAAGUAUUAUCAGAUCUAUUUCUAUGUGAAACUAUACAAGAUAGUCAGAGUGGUCAUUGUUCUCUUGAAGAUUCACGAGCAUCAUUGAAAUUAGCUCAACUUAAAUUAAAAAAUAAUAUUAAUUUUGGUGAUGCUGUCAUGAUGGACUUUCUUGAAUUACAACAAACAAUAGAUGAUAUUAGAAAAAACAAUCAAGGUAAUAAUAAAAAUAUUAAAUUAGAUGAUCUAGAAAAAUAUGGUGUAUCAAUAUUCAAUCAUAUGACCAAAGUCAAAGAUAUGUCAUCAACAAUUAUUGGCAAUAAAGAAGUUAUGAAUGAAUAUUCAAUGUAUUUAAAAAAUACAAAACUCAAUGUUAUGGAUGAUGCUAAUUUUGAUAAAACUGAUCAAGUCAGAUUGGUAUUAACAGACUCAAAUAAACAAUCAAUUAAAAGAGCCAGUGAAAUAUCAAUGGAACAUGCAUUGACAUUUUGCCAUGUUAAACUAGAUAGUCAACAAACUAAUGAUGACAAUAUUGAAAAAACAUGUAAAAAAGUUGACAAGUGGAUAUCAAAAUUAUGGAAGAGUACUGCUGAUAAAGGAUUACUUUGUGUUGUUUUUGGUGGUGAAAAAAAUGCUGCAAAUGGAGCAUGUUUUUUAAAUAUUAAACGACAACAAUUGUUAUUGUAAUAGUUAAUCAUUUUUUUUUUUUUCUAUUGUCAAUUUAUAUAAAUAAUAUUAAUUUGAAAAUAUAAUAGAUGUCUCGAUAUAAUUAUUCAUUUAUUUAAUAUUAAAAUUGCAAUUUACUAUAAUUUUUUUUUUGUAUUAUUUAAUUUUCACGUAUUUAAUCAAUUUAUGAAAAUCAUAAGCCAAUGAAUAUCUAAAAGAAAAAAAAAAAAAAAA
Aphidius gifuensis is the source of this 2359-nucleotide messenger RNA. It is a transcript of the gene Rexo5, whose product is annotated as RNA exonuclease 1-like. Gene Ontology annotation, cellular component: nucleus. Gene Ontology annotation, molecular function: nucleic acid binding; exonuclease activity. The transcript has 3 exons. The coding region runs from base 107 to 2146 and encodes 679 amino acids. The record is from RefSeq and is a predicted model, not a curated record. NCBI's taxonomy places the organism in Eukaryota, Metazoa, Arthropoda, Insecta, Hymenoptera, Braconidae.